Molecule: messenger RNA, 2064 nt
Organism: Sardina pilchardus (European sardine)
Lineage: Eukaryota; Metazoa; Chordata; Actinopteri; Clupeiformes; Clupeidae
Product: calpain-1 catalytic subunit-like
Exons: 20
Coding region: 1-2064 (687 amino acids)
Biological process (GO): proteolysis
Cellular component (GO): cytoplasm
Molecular function (GO): calcium-dependent cysteine-type endopeptidase activity
Source: RefSeq, a predicted model, not a curated record
AUGCCUCCUCCCGGUGUGUGUCUGAAUAUUAUGAAUGAGCGCCAUAAGAAAGAGGGCAGAGGAUCUGACACCAACCCUGUCAACUUCCUGGACCAGGACUUUGAAGAACUACAUCAAUACUGUCUCAAGAAUGGAUUUAGGUUCAUAGAUGAAAUGUUUCCUCCGGACUGUAGUUCCAUUGGUGAUGGACUUCUCCAACCAGAUGACCUGGCAAGAAUUGUAUGGCGAAGACCAAGGGUAUAUCCUUGUUUUAUUCUUGGAGGAGUGUCCAGGUUUGACGUCAAGCAAGGUCAUCUUGGGAACUGCUGGUUUCUUGCUGCUAUUGGAGCACUGACAUUUCAAGAUGACAUUAAAAAUCAAAUUAUACCAGAGGAACAAUCCUUCCAAAAGGACUACGCAGGAAUCUUCCACUUUAGGUUCUGGAGAUUUGGGAUGUGGGUAGACGUGGUGAUUGACGACAAGCUUCCAACAAUUGAUGGGAGACUGAUAUUUGUGCACUCAAAAAAACCCAAUGAGUUUUGGGCUGCACUGAUGGAGAAGGCCUAUGCCAAGGUUUGUGGCUCCUAUGCUGACAUGAACUUUGGCAACGUGUCUGAGGCCCUGAUGGACUUCACAGGUGGGAUCCACAUGACAUAUAAGCUGGACGAAGCCCCCCCUGACCUCUGGGACAUCAUAUUCAGAGCUGCCCAGUCCAAGUCCCUCAUGGGCUGUGGCACUCCAGCAGGGGCCAGUCGGAGAAACACUGUUUUACCUAAUGGGAUUGUGGAGGGCCACGCCUACACAGUUACAGGAAUUAUGCAGGUCAUGAGUAAUAACCACCCUGUUAGACUGAUUAGGUUGUUCAAUCCGUGGGGCAAAGUGGAGUGGAAGGGUGACUGGAGUGAUGAGUCUUCCAAAUGGCAAACUGUCAGUCCAGACGAGCGUAAAACUUGCCUCUCCAUCCGUGACGAUGGUGAAUUUUGGAUGUCAUUGGAGGAUUUCUGCAAGAGCUAUUCUGACAUGGACAUCUGCUCCAUGAACCUUGCUUUCCUCGGUGCAUCCACAGAUUGUCACUGGACAUACAAGGUUCACGAGGGACGAUGGAUCACCGGGACCACUGCUGGUGGCUGCCUGAAUAACAGAGGGAGUUUUUGGAUAAACCCUCAGUAUCACAUCAGAUUGGAAGCCCUGAAGGGUGAAUCUUCUAAUGACAACGACAAGAACCUACUUGUGUCCCUCAUGCAGAAGUCUGACAAAAGGAACAGGCGCCUUGACUCCCACUUUAGUAUUGGCUUCGCAAUUUAUAGUGUGCCACCUGAGGUAGGAAGGGAGGGGAAGUUCCCUGCCGAGUUCUUCAAGAGGAACCCUGUAGCUUCAUCCAAAAACUUCAUAAGAGCUCGAGAAGUUGUGGAGUUCUUCAGAUUGGACCUAGGCGAGUAUAUCAUUGUCCCGUCCACUUUCAACCCAAAUGAGACCGCUUCCUUCAUCCUGUCCACAUUCUCCAAGACAGACAGCCAUCUUGAUGAAAAUUCCAUUGACAGUUUGACGAUUACAAAGCCCAGUUCUACUGACAAACUAAACGACAACAACUCCAAGGUUACCUUGUUCCAAAAGUACACUGACCAGUAUGAAGAAGUGGAUGCAGAGCAGCUACAGAGGCUUCUGAAUGAGAAUCUUCUUCAAGGCAACUCCUCAGGCUUUGGCCUGGAUACCUGCCGCAGUAUGGUUGCCUUGAUGGAUCUUUCUGUGACGGGCCACCUUAGUCGCAAUGAAUUCCUUCGACUGUGGGAUCGAGUGGUCACAUACAGGGAAAUCUUUUACCGCACUGACAUCUCAAGGACCGGCGACUUGUCCCUUAGUGAACUGAGGAGUGCUCUGAUUGCCACAGAUGUACAGAUUAGCGAUGGCAUGCUGAACCUCUUGGCUUUGCGCUACGGUGGCUCAAAAGGAAACUUAACGCUGGAGAGCUUUGUGCACCUCAUCCUGCGCUUAGAGUGCAUGUCCAAGAUCUUCAGAAAGAUGUCAGAUGGGAAUGGGAUCUAUCUGCAGGAGUAUGAGUGGAUGUAUCUUAGCAUGUAUUCCUAA